Messenger RNA from Humulus lupulus (European hop), 2061 nucleotides. Its product is annotated as probable ubiquitin-conjugating enzyme E2 37. Gene Ontology annotation, biological process: protein polyubiquitination; DNA damage response. The transcript has 5 exons. Gene Ontology annotation, cellular component: nucleus. The record is from RefSeq and is a predicted model, not a curated record. NCBI's taxonomy places the organism in Eukaryota, Viridiplantae, Streptophyta, Magnoliopsida, Rosales, Cannabaceae. Gene Ontology annotation, molecular function: ubiquitin conjugating enzyme activity. The coding region runs from base 153 to 1853 and encodes 566 amino acids.
UUCUGGUCCGAAAGGGCGUGGGUUCAAAUCCCACUCUCAACAAAACAAUAUUUUCAUCCUCAAAUAUUUCGAAUUCGCGCCUUUUAUUUUUUUUAUUCUUGUAGAAUAAAUUGGUAGAGCACAGGAAAAGAAGCGUGCUAAACAAAACACCAAUGGCUCAAGCGGCGAGGCUCAACCUCCGAAUGCAGAAGGAGCUCAAGCUUCUCCUCUCCGACCCUCCUCCCGGCGCCUCCUUCCCUUGUCUUUCCCCCGACUCCGGCCUCUCUUCCUUCUCUUUGUCUGUCAUCGAUGCUCAAAUUAAAGGUCCCGAAGGAACUGUAUAUGAGAAGGGGGUCUUCAACAUUAAGAUCCAGAUACCCGAAAGAUACCCAUUUCAGCCUCCAGCUGUGACUUUUGCAACUCAGAUUUACCAUCCCAAUAUCGACAAUGGAGGCCGUAUUUGCCUUGACAUUCUUAAUCUUCCCCCAAAGGGGGCAUGGCAACCAUCUCUAAAUAUAUCAACUGUGCUUACAAGCAUUGGGCUGUUACUGAGUGAACCCAAUCCAGAUGAUGGCCUCAUGUGUGAAGUGAGUAAGGAGUACAAGUAUAACAGACAAGCUUUUGACCAGAAAGCUCGAUUAAUGACUGAGAAAUAUGCCCAUCCUGGUGCUAGUGGGAGCAUCGGAGGGAGUGGGUGUGUUCAGUCCAACUCAGAUUCAAGCGUGAUGGAAGUUGAGACAAAAGCGAAUGAGCCAAAACACGAAGGUAACAAGUAUGCCCUUAACCAUAAGGAAUGCGGGACUAGCAGGAAGCUAAUGCUGGAGUCUUCAAUCUCAUCUCAGGAAAGGGUUUGUAAUGGAGAAGCAAAUGACAAUGAGGCUUCUAACAAACACCUCUUUCUCAAAGACUCUAGGAACCAGAUGGAAGUUGAAGGAACUAAACAAGAGUUACAACAUAUGGCGAAGUUGAAUGGGAACAGGCGGAAGUUAUCGUUGGAGACUUUCACUCAACACCAGAAGAGAAAUGACAAUGAACAGGAGAAUGUGGUCCUAAAUCAACAUUCUUCAUGUACAUCUGGAGACUUUUCUGUGGCUUCUUUGAGGUCAUCAAUGCUGCAGGAUGCAGAUUGUAGCAGGGAAGGGCUUCAUCUUAUCCAGGAUAGUAAGUCAGUAGAUGAGAACAUAAACAUGAAAUCAAAGAAGCUACGUGGAUUAUCUCAGAAGCAGCCACUAAAAUCGUUGGAAAUUGUAGAUGUUACAAAGGAGAAAAUAUUUGCGAAACCUCAAGUAUCCUCCAAGACCAAUGUUAACUCAUUAGAUGAGGCUGCUUCAGUGACCCUUGCUCUAAAUCUCGAUAAACUACCUCCCCAAAAGGAUUUAGGGGAUAGAAUUGAAAAUGUGUCUUCUAAUAUGAGUCAUAAAAGGUUCUGUUCCGUUGGAAAGAAGCUUUCUCUGGGAUUAAGACGCUCAUCAGGGACACACAAGGAAAAUGUACAUCCAAUUCUAAAGAGACCAAGUAGUCCUACGGCUGUGUCUAUAUCUGCAGCAGUACUGCCAUUGAAGGACAAGCAAUGGGAAAGUGGACACGGAAACCAUGAGAAACAAGGGAGAGGCCAGAAUCUUUCACUUUGUUCUCUGUCUCAAUUGCAAGAAAGCAAUAACAAUCACAUCCAUGAGCAGAACAAUGAAUUGGACAAGAAUCAUUUUUCUGAUAAAGGUCAAAAUGGUAAGCAGCAGGAAGAGGAAGACUCACUGAUAUCUGAAGCAGUAAUUGUCAUGGAUAGUGAAGAUAGUGAGGAGGAAAAAAGUGUUACUUUAAAGUCUAAGCCAUUGCUAGCAAGAAAGAGACUAGGCAAGUGGAAACUUAGAGCCUGAAAAUUAUUGUUCUUCAACACUAAUGUCAAAUAAAUCAAAGAGAUAUCAUUUUGCCUUCAAAUAUCAGCAUUUGAUAGGGUCGUCAUCAGUUAGUGGAAUGAGCUUCACAAGCUGGAGCAUAUGUAAAUUGUAUGUUUCUGGCGAAAUGUGCCAUAAAACCAGUUGUGGUGCUGCAAAUUCUUGAUAAAUGAACAAAAGCUUAGGUGUA